UCAGAACAUCACCGGUUCCGGUGUUCGGUGGUUCGUCACUUCUGGCUAGGGUCGCGGUGUCAAGGGUGUUCAAGGGUACGAGCAGUGCCCUCAGCUGGGGUCGGUUGGUUUUCGCGAACAAGAGCUUCAGUCCAGUACUCGUCGGUCGUCCGCCCCUCCGCAAAAUGACUCACGUGUGCUUGAUCGUCAUGGACGGCUGGGGACUUUCGGAUAACGCUCACGGUAAUGCCGUUCUCAACGGUUAUACGCCCGUGAUGGACGCGCUCAGCAAAACUGAAGGUCAGUUCCUCCCCUUGGAAGCGUCCGGCCUUGCGGUCGGCUUGCCCGCCGGUCUGAUGGGCAAUAGCGAGGUGGGGCAUCUCAACAUCGGCGCCGGACGGGUCGUUUUGCAAGAGAUCGUUCGGAUCAACAAAGAUAUGGAUAGCGGAGAAAUCCAGGACAACGAGCAUUUCGUGGAGGCCUGCAACCGUGCCAAAUCCAAGAACGGCCGAUUCCACCUUCUCGGUCUUUGCAGCGACGGCGGAGUCCACGCCCACAUCAAGCACAUCUUCGCCCUGCUGGAAGGCGCCAAGAAGCACGGCGUGCCUCACACCUUCAUCCAGUUCUUCGGCGACGGCAGGGACACGGGCCCCACGAGUGCUAUCAAGUACGCCCAGCAGGUGCUGGACAAGUGCGCCCAACUCAAGUACGGCUCGUUGGCCACGCUGAUCGGCCGCUACUACGCCAUGGACCGAGACAAGAGGGAGGAGCGCGUGAAGAUCGCCUACGAGGGCCUCGUACAGGGAAUUGGCGACAAAGUGGAGCCCGGCGAUCUCAUCAAACAUAUCCAGGGGCUCUACGACGCUACAGGCGACAAGAGGCAGACCGACGAGUUCUUCAAGCCCAUCAUCGUCGACCCCAACGGUCGUAUCAAAGACGGUGACACCCUGCUCUUCUGCAACUUCCGUGCCGACCGAGCCCGCCAGCUCACAGAAGCGCUGGGGAUCAAGCCCCUCUUUCAGACCAGCGUUAUCCCCAAGGAUCUGAAGGUGUACACGAUGACCGUGUACAAGAAGGAGUUCCCGUUUACAGCUCUGUACCCCCCAGUCAUACCCAAGAACGUCCUCGCAGAAUGGCUCGCUGCCAAGGGGAAGACCCAGUUCCACUGCGCAGAGACCGAGAAGUAUGCCCACGUGACCUUCUUCUUCAACGGAGGCCAGGAGAAAGCCUUCACUGGGGAAGAUCGCUGCUUGGUACCAUCACCCAAAGUGGCCACUUACGACUUACAGCCCGAAAUGAGCAGCCAGGGAGUGGCCGACAAGAUGGUGGAAGUCAUUAAGGAAAAGAAGUACCCGUUUGUCAUGUGCAACUUUGCCCCCCCUGACAUGGUCGGUCACACUGGAGUCUAUGAAGCAGCCUUAAAGGCUGUGGCGGCCACCGAUGUAGGAGUUGGCCGCAUCAUGGAAGCCUGUGCCAUGAAUAACUAUGUGUUGCUUGUCACUGCAGACCACGGGAACGCCGAAGUCAUGAUGACACCCGACAACAAGCCUGUCACCAAGCACACCACAAACAGGGUGCCCUUCUGCAUUAAUGGAGGCGGCUACAAGUUCUGCAAGCCCGACCAUACCCCCGCUCUCUGCGACGUCGCUCCCACCGUCCUGGACCUGUUGAAAAUUCCUCAACCACCCGAGAUGACCGGAAAGUCUCUCCUUGCACACUGAAUGCAAAACUCAAAAGCAGUCACCCACUCUCCGGUGCUGUGAAAGUCACACUCUGUUCCUGGCCAGACACCCUUUAGGCACCCCGAGGCUUGCCCAAAUAUUUAUCUGCCACUAAAUGUCAAUAAAUUAUGUUGUCAGUGUCA
Rhipicephalus sanguineus (brown dog tick) is the source of this 1843-nucleotide messenger RNA. RefSeq names its product 2,3-bisphosphoglycerate-independent phosphoglycerate mutase. NCBI's taxonomy places the organism in Eukaryota, Metazoa, Arthropoda, Arachnida, Ixodida, Ixodidae. The record is from RefSeq and is a predicted model, not a curated record. The transcript has a single exon. Gene Ontology annotation, molecular function: manganese ion binding. The coding region runs from base 165 to 1700 and encodes 511 amino acids. Gene Ontology annotation, biological process: glucose catabolic process. Gene Ontology annotation, cellular component: cytoplasm.